AUGUAUCUCCAGUUCUACACGAACGAGAACGGUGAGAAGGUUUACACCACCAAGAAGGAAUCCCCUCUCGGUGUGCCGACGCAGUCUGCCCACCCAGCUCGUUUCUCCCCGGAUGACAAGUACGCACGUCAGCGUUACCUGUUGAAGAAGAGGUUUGGAUUGCUGCCAACCCAACAGCCCGCACAAAAGUACUGA
This is a messenger RNA of Triticum turgidum subsp. durum (durum wheat), 195 nucleotides long. The record is from the annotation of a GenBank genome assembly. Lineage: Eukaryota; Viridiplantae; Streptophyta; Magnoliopsida; Poales; Poaceae.